Messenger RNA from Jatropha curcas, 1262 nucleotides. NCBI's taxonomy places the organism in Eukaryota, Viridiplantae, Streptophyta, Magnoliopsida, Malpighiales, Euphorbiaceae. The record is from RefSeq and is a predicted model, not a curated record.
AUGACUCCAACUUCAAAGAACCGCUCUGGUCCUGGUGCGUUCUGUCCUCCCAAUACGACAUCGCUUUCUAGCUUCCCGACCAGAGAACCCACGACACCGUCGGUUUUGGACCGUAUAUUGGCGGCUGCUGCCAGCUACUCUAUUCUAUACUAUUCUUUAAGAAACUCUUCUGAUGGGAAAGUAGAGAAGCUUUACGGUCUAGCUCCUGUCUGCAAAUUCUUGACUCAAAGAAGGUGAGGACGGUGUCUACUAUUGCCACCUCUUUGCCUCAUGAACCAAGAAUAAAGUAAACUCAUGGAAAGCUGGUAUUAUUUGAAAGAAGCAGUUCUUGAUAGGAGGAACUUUAAACUUCCAUUUAACAAGGCCCAUGGAAUGGAUGAAUUUGAAUAUCAUGGCACAGAUCCAAGAUUCAGUAAGGUUUUCAACAUGGGAAUGUCUAACCAUUCCACCGUUACCAUGAAGAAAAUUCUUGAAACCUACAAAGGCUUUGAGGGCCUCACAUCUUUGGUGGAUGUGGGUGGUGGAACUGGAGCUGUAAUUAACAUGAUCGUCUCCAAAUACCCUUCGCUAAAGGGUAUUAACUUCGAUUUGCCCCAUGUUAUUGAGGGUGCCCCGUCUUAUCCCGGUGUGGAGCAUGAUAGCGGAGACAUGUUUGUUAGUGUUCCUAAAGCAGAUGCCAUUUUCGUGAAGUCGGUAUGCCACAAUUGGAGCGACGAACAUUGCUUAAAAUUUUUGAAGAAUUUUUGCGAUGCUUUACCCGUAAACGGAAAAGUAAUUGUGGCCGAUUAUGUUCUUCCGGUAGCCCCCGACACAAGCCUUGCCACCAAGGGAGUCAUCCACAUGGACUGUAUAAUGUUGGCUCUCCAGUCAGGUGGGAAAGAGAGAACUGAAAAUGAAUUUGAGGCAUUAGCUAAAGGAGCUGGGUUUACGGGUUUUCAAGUAACCUGUUCUGCUUUUAAUACCUGCGUUAUGGAAUUUAUCAAGAAGGCCUAGGAUGGAUGCACAUGAGGAGUAGAAAUUUACACUUAAAAUUAUAAUAUUAUAUAAUAUUAAAAAUAAAAUUUUGAAAUUUUAAAGGGGCUAGGCCCCAUGUCGACCCCUAUCAGCCCCCUUUAUCUUUCUAUGCCUAAAUAUUAUAUACUUUUUUUUUUUAAGUUGAAUAACUUUGUUUCAAGUUAUGUAAUUCUACCUUUAAAAACAAAUAAUUUGAUCAUAUGUUACUUAUAGCAUUUUAUAUCAAAUAAACUACAAAAUAUUUAUAA